Molecule: messenger RNA, 5360 nt
Organism: Bactrocera oleae (olive fruit fly)
Lineage: Eukaryota; Metazoa; Arthropoda; Insecta; Diptera; Tephritidae
Gene: mwh
Product: multiple wing hairs
Biological process (GO): regulation of cell shape; cell migration; cortical actin cytoskeleton organization
Cellular component (GO): cytosol
Molecular function (GO): actin filament binding; small GTPase binding
Source: RefSeq, a predicted model, not a curated record
AGAGCAAAUUCAUUGACUUUGUGCGCCGCAAAUCUUCGCCUUUGAAGCGCAGCUUAAAUCAGUCUUCGCAGCAGACUAAAACCGUGUGGACGUUUCCGAACAGGCGAGCGCUUCAAUUUUUCGCUACUUUAUGUGUGUGUUUGUGUGACAUAAAAUUUUUUAUGAAUCUGGCAACUCGCUUCCAAACAUAAUUGUGUGUGCCAAAAUUAUAAAUAAAUAAGUGGUUAUAAAAAUAACAACAACAUGCGUAUUAACAUCAACAACAAUUGAUAGAUUUCUAUAGACAAAUUUUGUGUAAUUUAACCCAUAAACAACGUGCAAAUACAAAAGUCUCAGUGAAAGAUUUAAACGAAAACUAAGCGAAACAAAAAUCACAUAAAACUCCUGUUAUCAGCAGUGUUGCCAUGGCGCUGCUUUAAGCCGUAGUAGCCACUUCACAUGCCGCUGCAAUAAUGGGAAAUUCACUGACACAUGCCGUGCACCGCGGCUCUACGGCUUUCAGUAAUAACAGCAACAACCACACUAGGAAAUCGCGCGCUUCAACUACACCGCGGAAUCAAAAGUCACGCUAUCACUCAACACUUUGCGACAAUGGUGACGGCGGUGAGCCGCAACGCAAAGCCAAAACAUUACCAGCACGCCACAGUCGUCGGCGCAGUGAGCACACGACCAAUGACAUUCACGGUCAUGGACGCAGUAAAACGCCGCCAGCGUCGGCGCCUCCGAAUGGUGAGACAUCGCGCAUGCUUUUUCUACUCUAUCUGAUACAUCGCACCUGGAAUGUUGUGGUGGAGACGGUGGAUACGCGCAGCAAAAGAUCGCGACGCAGUGCACCUGCUUCGGAAGGUCACACACUCACGCGACCGCGUUCUACGCAUUUAUACACUGAACGCGAACUGAGUUGUUCGAACAGCGAUGGUGAUUGUUCCAUACAUAUCACAGAUUUGGAUGAGCCUGAGGUGGCUUCGUCCUUUUGCUGCUCGCAAUAUUCAUACUGUAGUUGCAGCUAUUGCUUCGAUACGAAUCAGAAUGUUUACAAUUCGAUUGGCGGUGGCGAGGAGGAGUGUUCGUUGGAUUCGAUUUGUGAGCGAACUUCAUCCAAGUGUGGCAGUGACAUCUCCGCCUAUUAUCAGCAACGCUACGCGCCCACCGUACAGCAACAAAAAUUGCCGCCGCAACAUAAACUCCAUCACACACAUCAUCGGCCGCAGCACAAUCGUUUAAACGGCUAUCCAAUGGCACCGAGCGUCUGUCAAAAUUCACCGAAAUUAACGGCAGGCGCUGCGCACAGCGCCACCAUGACCAGCACAACGCUCAUAGGUGGUGCAGGAGGUGGUGUUGGUGCCGCCACAACCAUCUCUGCUCCAUCAAUCACACAGAAGAGCAAUUAUGGUGGCAGUAGCAUUAACGGCUCCAUGGCUUCAUACAAAAUGUCAAGUUCGGAGAAUAGCUGGUCGCAGCCUGUUUUCAACAAGGAGAACCAACGACCCCCAGUUUAUAAUCCGGAAGAUUACGUGCAAUCAUUAAAAAAAUUUGGUAAGCGUCAGAGUGGUCAACAUGUGCGUUCUAUAUAUGACAACAACAACGAAACUACAACUAAAGAAGAAAACAAUCAUAAAGCAUCGACUUUACCACAUAAACAUGCGGAAUACAAAAGUCCCAUACCGGCAGCGCCUGAAAGUGAAGGCGAGAUGUCCUUAAGGCAGUUUGCCUCGGUAACUGAUUUACUCACGAAACUGCGCGCGGACUUACGAGUCUCUUUUCCAAGCUUUGUGCAGGAAUUUGUUGCCACACCUUCUGACGGUAUAAGUCUACUUCUCGAAGUGCUCCGCGCUAUACAACUUUCGCAGUCGAGCAAUGCCGCUGUGCCACCAAAUCAAAUGACCGCCUCGAUGCCACGAAAUCCGCAAUCAUAUCAACGGCGCGCUUUACUUGACGAACUUGCUUGUCUUCAAUGCCUCAGCAUUUGCUGUUCUCGCUCGUUGGACGCGAUCGCGCGUUUGGGCACAACGCCUGUCGGCUUGAUGCCAUUGGCUUCCUCGGCGACUGGGCAGGGCAUACGUGCGCGCAUUUUGGCCAUGCAAUUAAUGUCUGCCGCGUGCGAUAAAACGGCGUUGGGUCAUGGUUCACAAAAAUCAAUUACAGCCGGUCAUACGGCCGUCUCGGAAGCUAUGUCGACGUUACGUUUGCGCUGCAGUGAACCGGUACGUUUUCGCCUGCUCGUGGGCAUGCUGAACAGUGGCGGUGGUUCGGGUGAACUGCAGGCUGUGGGUGUCAAAUUUAUAAAUUCCUUCCUGGAGAGUUCUGAAAAUCUACAGCAACGUUUAUAUCUACAAGCGGAACUCUUCCAGGCCGGUUUUGAGCCAGGUUCUUUAGCAAAGACUAUAUCACCCGCCUCAUCAUGGCUGGAAAAUUUGCGAAAUGAGAUCAAACGCUUCCACGAACUGUAUGUAGAUGUUGAUAAAAUGAUCACGCAAGCGCGUGAGGCCGACCGUGUGCGAAGUCAGAUGGUGAUACUGGAGCGACGAGUUCAGAUUUUACAUGAGGAGAAAACAGUUCUUACGUCAAUGGAACGUCGUUUGCAGGAGCGUUGUGCCGAGUUACAGCGUGAGAUCUUCCGUUUGCAGGGUGCACAGAAUGAGAACACUUUCAAGUCCCUAGAUAAGCAACCAGUGGCAUUACCACGUCAUGUGCCGCCCGGCAAAAAUGAGAGCGAACAUGAGGAUGAGGGCAUCAGCAGUUCAGAGACGGGUCCCUCACUUAGUCCAGUGCCCAUAUUGGUUUUACCGCAGAAAUCCAGCGCUUCCAUGAUAGCCAAACAGCAUCAUAAAAACAAAUCCAAAUCACCGGAUAACUCAACGGGAGAUAGUGGUGCUGCCACCGGCACAGCUACCACCAUUGAGGACGUUAUGCAAGAGCUGGAUCAGGUCGUUAGCGAGGCAGAGAAACAAAUAACGACGCAACAACUUCAACAACAACAGCACCAAAUCAAGCAGCAAUUCAAUCAAACCAAAGUUACGAAGGAAAAGGAUAUUGUGCCGGUUAAUAUAGUGCCACAGCCACCGCGCAAAUCGCGUUCGCUCGCACAUCUCGUUUCUCAAGCAGAUGGUUCCGAGUUGGAUGGCUCCGAAUAUGGCAUGUUGAUGUUACAGAAUCAUGGUGAUCGCGCCGCCGCUGAACGCGUUACAGCAUUGCAAACAUUUUUCGAUGAAACCGACUAUGACCUGCCCGAAAUAGACAAGCCAUACAGCAUCGAAUCACCAGACAUACCGGAGGUGAGCGCUAACACUACCGCCUAUAAUGCGAGUACCACGCGUGAGCUACUCGACGUUAUUAUGGAUGCGCGACACAGUGACGACGAUCCAACAAUGAAAGCCUUCCGCGAGGCGAGCAAUCAACACCAACAUCAAUAUCAGCAUCAGCAUCAGCACCAGCAUCACCAUCACAACAAUAAUGCUGCCAAUUGCACCAACAAACGCCAAGGCAUGUCAGCAGCGGCACCACCUCCACCGCCACCUCUACUAGCGAAGAAACCACAAGCACCGGCACAACAUUUCAACGGUGUCUUCUUUAUGACCGGCAUGAAUACGCCACAAAAGUACCCCAAACCAGAUGUGACCGCAGCAUUACAAGCGCGACGCGUCACCAAGAAUGUUGAGCGCUUAGAGGCGGCAUUCGCUUCAACCAGUCAUGAAACGCUUUUGGAUGGCAGCAGCGCAACGUCGCCAACCGUGCAUCAGGUGGUGCGUGAAAAAUCGCGCAGCAAUCAACAGAUUUAUUUUGGCAGUAAUCCAGCGUUGCGUUUAAGUAGCGGCAGUAGCACUGGUGGCGGCGCUGGCGUUAGCGGUAAUAAUGUAACGGUGUUGAUACAGCAUAGCAAUGCGGCACAGGUCACGCAACAGCCGGCCGAUAGUGCGACAGCGAUAACGAUGCGCACGCGCUCCUGCACACAAGGCUCAAAGGUGACCGAUACGCCAUCGGGAUUGUACUGAGUAUGGUGAAAAAAUGUGGUGAAAUGAGUGUGGUGUGUAAAAUGUUAGUUAAAUAAUUGUAGGCAUUUACUAGUACAUUAUGUUGAGUUAGAGUCAUUGAAGUCGAAGUACGAUUUCCUCGUUCGUAUUAACAUAUAAUAUUAGCAUAGUAAAUUGUAUAUAAAAAUUCGUUAGUCUGAAAACGUUAUUCUCUACAUCCAGCGUAAACAAAUUUAGUUUAUAGAAAUAUUCUUUAAGAAACAAUAAGUUAGUCAAAUCCAUAAAAUUAUAUAAAUACAAUUUGAAAAAAAUUUAAAUUAUUUACAAUUUUAAAUAUAGUCCAUAAAUGGUAGAUUUUAGAAGUUUAGUUUUAAGUUGCUUGGGACCGCUUAUUUGUUUUAAAUGCACAGCAAAUAACUAAGAAGAGAUAAUUCAAAACCAAAUUAUUUGAAUUUUUUCUCUUUUUUAUUUACGAAAAUUAUUUUGAUUAAUUGGCUUUGCUAUUAAAUUUAGUUAUAAUUGCUCAUAUUUAAUAAUGUCAUUGUUUAAUUUAUCGUAUUCAACAAUUUUUUUUAUUAAAUAUAUUAAUUAAUUAUGUUAUAUUUCAAACAUAAUUUUUUGCUGUAAAAAGUUUGCAAAACUGUUGAGUUGGAAAAAAAUAUAAGAAAUCAAUUUAAAAUAGUCUCAUUGUCGAUAGAAGUUAAAAAGAUCUAUAUAGUUAUAUGAUAAAUUGUAUGAUUUUUUAAUUUUUAUGAUUUUUUAAAUUUUAAUUCUAUUGUUUGUUUAUUUUUUGUAGUAAAACCCAGCCUCCAUUAUUUUAUAGUCAUAUUUUUUGUUUAAUAAUAUCUAUUUUGUUUUUGCAUUUAAGACUAUAUUACUUAAAAGAGAUUUUUUCUUUUAAUGUAUGUAUAUAUGUAACGCUUCAGUUUUUUACUUCAUAUUUAAAACUCAAUGUAUUAGCAAAUAGUAGUUUUGUUAGACUUUUGAAAUAUUUUAAUUUUUAAUUGUUACGAAAUUUAAUAAAAAACGUUGUUGUAAAUAUUUAUUCCAUAGCAUGAAAACAGUUUAAUAUUUAAUGCAAUUUCAGUUAGGUUCAUAUACAUAUGUAUAUAUGUAUGUAAGUAUUUGUAAAAAUUCUAUUCGCUAGUAGAGUUUUUAAUAAGUACAAUGCAUUACACUAUAAAACAUAGAAUUUUAACUUACGCUAUUUUUGUUUGCAGUUGACUUAUGCAGUUAAUCUUAUUUCGUGUGUUUAUUUUUAAGAUUAACUGUAUAUAAGUUCACUGUAUGAUCUUAAAUUACAUAAAUACAAAUUAAAUCUAAUAAAUAUACUUAAGUGCAUUAAAAAAUCUUAAAAUUAAUAAAUAAAUUUUAUGAAUUAAUACAAAA